Molecule: messenger RNA, 1421 nt
Organism: Lotus japonicus
Lineage: Eukaryota; Viridiplantae; Streptophyta; Magnoliopsida; Fabales; Fabaceae
Exons: 7
Coding region: 223-1203 (326 amino acids)
Source: RefSeq, a predicted model, not a curated record
CCCCUUUUUCCUAGACAAAGAGAGGGUUUUAGUUUUACCAUCUAACCCAAGCCAAGCGGUGGCGUGAAAUAGAGCUACGGCGGUGCUAGCGCGACGGAGAAUAAGUGCGGUGCGGCGGCGAAUCUUGUUGCGGCCUCCGGUGAAGACUGUUGAAUUCAGAUACGUGAGAUCGAUCUGGAGAGAAACCUUGUUUUGUGCUGAUUUGCGUUGUAAGGUCCAACAAUGGCGGGAGUAGCUAUACUUCUAGAUCUAUGGAGGAAGAAUCAAAACUUGAGCUCUGGGCACGCCUUUCACUCUUCUGCCUCUUUCUCUGCCUCCACUGCUGCUACUGCAGCAGCCACUUUUGCUGCAGGGACCGGUUUUGCUUCCAGGGCUUUGUUUGGGUCAUCAGUUGCACACUGUGAUGCUGGUGCAGCAUUAUCUGAAGACUAUAUUUCUAGUAUACAAAGUGCUUCUGAAAGGAUUUUUAACUAUGAUUCUCUAAGACAUAGUACAAAGCAGUACAAUGUUGAGCUGAAACCUCUAUUCUCUGCAUUCGAAUUGAGGGCCUUUGCAAUGACUUCAAUAAGGUCAUUCUUGAUGUUCUAUUUACCUCUUUUGGAGCCCCGUGCUGAGAUGGAAGAUGAUGAAGAUUUCUUGGAGGAUAAUCAAGAUCACCAUGUCGAUUUGGUUGUGCCCUUAAAAAAAUCAGUGAAGCAAAUCAUACGUGAGACUAGUGUUGUGACUACUAGAAGGAUUUUGGAAAGAAUUGCUGUCCAUUAUGUUUCACAACGAAUGGCGUGGAAACUUCUUAAAGACGUCCCUAGAUCAGCUACUCGCAAGGCUGCAAGGAAAAUGCCGACUUUGGUUUACUUCUUCAGUGUGAGCAGAACUACUUUUAGAGGACACAUGCUUGGAGUUGCAGCAUCAUGGCUUAUCCAAGUAGGUGUUGACUUGUAUCGGUUUAUUAAACCCAUGUUCAAGUCCAAGGAUGAGGAUAUUGAUGGUGAUAAAACCAAGCAAGUUGGACCUCUGGCACCAAAGAUUGUCAUUGCUACAAUUAGGUGCACUUCAUCUCUAAUUUUUGCCUCCAUAGGGGCAGGGAUUGGUGCUACCAUUGUUCGUCCAUCACUUGGCCAGUGGAUUGGAUGUGCUGUUGGUGAUUUGACUGGUCCUAUUAUUGUAGCAUUUUGUUUGGACCAAGUAUUUCAAGUGAAACUUUAGUGCGAGUUAUGUUUUCUGACUUGUUCCUUACCUGCUUCAAAUGCCUGGUGCUGUUUUGAUAUGCCAUUUCAGAUUGAGCAACUCACUAAAUUCGCUAGACUUCAUUUUAGCUGAAAGCAAUAUGUAACAUUUUUCCAUGAUAGCCACUUUUUAAUUUAAUUGUUUCAUUUGAUAUUUCUAAUAAAUACAGUUGAUCAACACUCUUUUAUGACUUUGAA